AAAAUAUUUGGAUACAGAAAAAUUGACUAGCUUACGUCGUGUCGUUAUCGUUGCCUUUUGUCAAAUGUUGUAUUAUAAUUUGUGCUUCAAUUUUAAUAUAAAAAUAAUAAACUAUUAAAACAAAAAUUAUGAUAAUGCAAUCACACUAACUAAUAAGUAAAUCCCCAACAAGAAAUUCACAACAAAACAUAACUCAAAAGCCUGCGGUAUAAAUAAGAUUUUGCACUAAAAUGGCGGAUCUCGAGGCUGUUUUGGCCGAUGUCAGCUAUUUAAUGGCAAUGGAAAAAUCUAAAUGUACUCCAGCAGCAAGAGCAAGUAAAAAAUUAAUAUUACCCGAUCCAAGUGUUCGUAGUGUAAUGUACAAAUAUAUGGAGAAGGAAAAUGAAUUAAACUUCCAUAAAAUAUUCAAUCAAGUUUUUGGAUAUCUUUUAUUCAAAGAGUUUUGUGAAGGUGACUUUGAAGAACCUAUACAGCAUCUUAAAUUUUAUGAACAAAUAAAAGCGUUUGAAAAAACUGAAUGCUGCGAUGAUCGAAAAAGUUUGGCACGUGAAAUUUACGAUAAUUUUAUUAUGAAGGAGAUGCUCUCGCACACGCACGAAUAUUCGAAAGAGGCGGUUGCUAAUGUUCAGAAAUAUCUAUUAAAAAAUGAAGUUCCAAUUAACUUAUUUGAGCCUUAUAUCGAAGAAAUAUUUAGUCAUCUCAAAUCGAAGCCUUUCAAAAAAUUCGUGGAAAGCGAUAAAUUUACUCGUUUCUGUCAAUGGAAAAAUUUAGAACUUAAUAUGCAACUCACUAUGAAUGACUUUAGUGUUCACAGAAUAAUCGGACGCGGAGGUUUUGGUGAAGUUUAUGGUUGUAGAAAAGCUGAUAGUGGCAAAAUGUAUGCAAUGAAGUGCUUGGAUAAAAAGAGGAUAAAAAUGAAACAAGGCGAAACCUUAGCUCUUAACGAAAGGACUAUGCUCUCAGCUGUUAGCACUGGGGCCGAUUGUCCCUUUAUCGUAUGUAUGACCUACGCUUUCCAUACUCCAGAUAAAUUAUGCUUCAUUCUUGACUUGAUGAAUGGUGGUGAUUUGCACUAUCACCUAUCACAACACGGUGUUUUUAAUGAGGCACAAAUGAAGUUCUAUGCGGCUGAGGUAAUACUUGGUUUGGAGCACAUGCACAAGCGUUUUAUCGUAUAUAGAGACUUGAAACCCGCAAACAUUCUCUUAGAUGAAAAUGGACACGUACGAAUAUCUGAUUUGGGUUUGGCUUGUGAUUUCUCAAGAAAAAAACCACAUGCAUCAGUAGGAACACACGGUUAUAUGGCUCCCGAAGUGCUAUCAAAAGGAACUCCAUAUGAUUCAAGUGCUGAUUGGUUCAGUUUUGGUUGCAUGCUAUAUAAGUUAUUAAAAGGUCAUUCUCCUUUCCGACAGCACAAAACUAAGGAUAAACAUGAGAUUGAUCGCAUGACAUUAACAAUGAAUAUCGAAUUUCCGGAUGUAUUCAGUGCGGAAUUAAAAAAUCUUUUGGAGUGUCUUCUACAGAGAGAUACUGAAAAACGUUUGGGUUGUAUGGGCAAAGGAGCUGAGGAAAUAAAACAGCAUCCAUUUUUUACUGGAAUUGACUGGAAUCAGGUUUAUAUUCAGAAAUAUACACCUCCACUUAUACCACCGAGAGGAGAAGUUAAUGCUGCGGAUGCGUUUGAUAUAGGAUCAUUUGACGAAGAAGAUACAAAAGGAAUAAAAUUAACAGAAGCAGAUCAGGAGCAAUAUAGAUAUUUUCCACUUACGAUCUCUGAAAGAUGGCAACAAGAAGUAGCCGAAACAGUUUUUGACGCUGUUAACAUAGAAACUGACAAAAUUGAACAAAAACGCAAAUCAAAACAGAAAAUGCAUUUUGACGCCGAUGAGCGAGAAUCCGAUUGUAUACUCCAUGGUUACAUUAAAAAACUGGGAGGUUCUUUUGCAUCAGUGUGGCAAACCAAAUACGCAAAGUUAUAUCCCAAUAGACUGGAACUUCAUACUGAGAGUGGCAACAAUAAACCAGAACUCUUUUUCAUGGAUCAAGUUGAAGAAGUUUCACCAGAUUUUGUUCUUUACAAAGGAGAGCAAUGUAUUCAAAUUCGUAUUAAUGAUGGGAUUCGCGAUGGGAGGCUCAUUUUAACCAAUUCAGAUGAAAUUGGUUUAAAGGAAUGGGCAUUCUCAUUGCGUUCAGCACACAAAGUCUCUCAACAAUUGCUGGGAAAUAUGGCUCGUAAAGCAGGCAAAAUAUACGGAAGCGAGAGAGAAGCGGCCAAACCAUUGUAUAUAAUCGGCAAUCCAUCACCAAAAUCCAAUAUAUCCAAUUAGCGUAGUCAACAACGUACAUAUUUAUUUAACAUUUACAUUAUAAAUUAUUUCAUUUGAAAAUACAUUAUGAAAUCAACUUG
Molecule: messenger RNA, 2407 nt
Organism: Episyrphus balteatus (marmalade hoverfly)
Lineage: Eukaryota; Metazoa; Arthropoda; Insecta; Diptera; Syrphidae
Gene: Gprk1
Product: G protein-coupled receptor kinase 1
Exons: 15
Coding region: 231-2327 (698 amino acids)
Biological process (GO): protein phosphorylation; regulation of signal transduction; G protein-coupled receptor signaling pathway
Molecular function (GO): G protein-coupled receptor kinase activity; G protein-coupled receptor binding; ATP binding
Source: RefSeq, a predicted model, not a curated record